CGCAGACGUCGAACAUUCGUUGCUCGCAUCGCUAAAAAUUGCAAAUCAUAUCACUGAAAAUUCAGUUUUACUCCUGAACCAGUCCGCAAUGUCAGCCACGCUUUCGCCAAACUUUACAUCGCACCUGUGCAGCGUGGAAGUGUGCGACGUACGGUACAACAUUCGAAUCCUGAAAAUGAAGGAUUCUGUGUUCAUCUACAUUGGAGAAAAUAAGGCGGAAAAUUUCGACGAACUAUCGAUGGCCAUGCUGACGGCGCCCGGCAACGAGAUGUUAUCGACCACCAUCAUGGGUGAUCCCGUGGGCUGUGGUUCGGAGGAGCUGGCGCAAAAGCUAUCCAAGAAACUAAAGAAACAAGUCUACCUGAGUGCCAAUGUACCGAACGAUCGGAUAGUGCGGCCGACGAUUGAGCAGAAGCUGUUCGAGGAGAUCAACAACAACCUGGAGUGUUUCUGAUAAUGCCGUUUGUCUGUAUCGGAAGGAAUUGAUGGGAGCUAAAUUGCUGACUGGAAUAAGAAAACUCUCACAAUCUUUAUUAUUAUUAGCUCAGUCUUGCUUGGCAACUCAGUUUAGUGACAUAGAUAAGGCUUCGUAUGAUGAUAUUUUUGUAAGUUUUUGAUGUACUGCUUAAAUAUAAG
This is a messenger RNA of Ochlerotatus camptorhynchus, 636 nucleotides long. RefSeq names its product proteasome assembly chaperone 4-like. The coding region runs from base 89 to 454 and encodes 121 amino acids. The transcript is spliced from 2 exons. Gene Ontology annotation, biological process: proteasome assembly. NCBI's taxonomy places the organism in Eukaryota, Metazoa, Arthropoda, Insecta, Diptera, Culicidae. The record is from RefSeq and is a predicted model, not a curated record.